AACUCCCGAAUAUUUAUGUAAUUGUAAUUCUUUCCUUUUCCAUUCGCUGAAUUUCUUGCAAUUCUCUGUGUCUCUCUCAUGGCUUCCUCUGCAACUCUCUUUCUCUCUCUUCCAAGCCCUAGUCCAAUUUUGUCAGAGAAAGCCUCUAACCUCUCUGCACCUUUUAAUCGUGGGUUGCUCUUGUUUAAAUCAACUAACAGAACCCUAGCCAUCAGAUCAGCUCUAACUUCUCUCGACUCAAAGCAGUUAUCCUCUUUAGCGACUGGUACUUGGCAAUGGAAAUAUCAAGACAACCCCAUCAAUGUGUAUUUUGAAGAGCAUAAGGGAAAGAAACCUGAACCUUCGAAAAGAAUUCUUAUGCUACCCACUAUAUCAGAUGUUAGUACUGUCGAAGAAUGGCGAGCAGUUGCUAGCGAUAUUGCCAAUCGCGAUGGUGGGGACAAUUGGCAUACAACUAUUUUGGACUGGCCCGGAUUUGGCUAUUCUGAUAGGCCUUCAAUUAAUUAUACUUCUGAAGUCAUGGAGAAUUUCUUGGUUGAAUUCUUGAAAGCGUCAGACAGUCCUUUGAAUGGCUAUGAUAAUGAAAUAGUAAUUGUUGCGGGAGGACAUGCAGCAACUAUAGCCCUUCAUGUAGCAAAUAAAGGUUUGGUGAAGGCAUCAGCAAUUGCUGCUGUUGCACCUACUUGGGCUGGUCCUCUUCCUAUUGUAUUUGGUCGAGAUACAAACAUGGAAUCAAGGUACGGGCUCUUGAGGGGUACACUCAGAACACCUGCUGUGGGUUGGAUGAUGUAUAAUAUGCUUGUCAGCAAUGAGAAGUCCAUACAAUCUCAGUAUGAAUCACAUGUAUAUGCUGACCCCGAAAAUGUGACUCCAUCAAUUAUCAGUAGCCGAUAUGCUUUGACGAAGCGAAAAGGCGCCCGUUAUGCACCUGCUGCCUUCUUGACAGGUCUCUUAGACCCUGUGAAAUCUCGAGAGGAAUUUCUUGAGCUGUUCAAGAAAUUAGAUGGGAAGAUUCCAAUUUUGGUUGUAUCAACUAAAAGUGCACCAAAGAGAUCCAAGGGUGAGAUGUCUGCCUUAAAUGGAGUUGAAGGGGUUACAAAGUUUGUUGAAGUUCCUGGCGCCCUUCUCCCUCAAGAGGAAUACCCAGCAAUUGUUGCCGAUGAGUUGUACAAGUUCUUGCAAGAGCAAUUUGCACUAGUGGGAUAGAAGCUUUUGUAGAGGUUUUUGCAGGUAGUUCCCAAUUGACUAAUGGGAAGGAAUUUUUUGUCAUCUUCAUUGUUGUUAUCAUCCUUGUCGAUGUUUUCAUCAUUAUUGUUGUCAUCAUCACCAUUAUGGAGUUAUGCAAAUACACGGCACCCAAAAUCAUGAGUGUAAAAUUAUAAUGUUGAAACCUUUUUGUUUGGUAAAUUAUGAUGCUAAGGAUGUGUGCUAUUACUGGUGUAGUAUAUUACCAAUUCAUUGUUCUUUAUAUAUGUAAAGCAGUUCAUUGUGAAAAUCUUCCCAAAACUAUAAAUUACAUAAUAAUUGGAAAAUAUGUCAAACUCACAUUUGUGGGUGAUGAACUGUGUGGAUUUUGCACAAUAUUUAA
Amborella trichopoda is the source of this 1588-nucleotide messenger RNA. RefSeq names its product alpha/beta-Hydrolases superfamily protein. The record is from RefSeq and is a predicted model, not a curated record. NCBI's taxonomy places the organism in Eukaryota, Viridiplantae, Streptophyta, Magnoliopsida, Amborellales, Amborellaceae. Gene Ontology annotation, cellular component: chloroplast.